AUGGCAUCCACCUCUGUGGACAACACCGGUAAUGCGGCUAUCUCUACACAGGACGCAGCCAAGUUCGCCAUUGACCAUCCCACAGGCUUCCUGCAGCACCCGUAUACCCGUGCUGCUCUGCCUUUCAUCAAUGGUGGUCUGGCAGGUAUGACCGCUACAGUCGUGAUCCAGCCCGUCGAUAUGGUUAAGGUUCGCCUGCAACUCGCCGGAGAGGGCGCACGUACUGGUCCCCGCCCAUCUGCCCUCGGUAUCACUCGUGAUAUCAUCGCCUCCGGGAAAGUCCUCGAUCUGUACACUGGUCUGUCUGCUGGUCUCCUCCGCCAAGCCGUGUACACCACCGCGCGUCUAGGAUUGUUCGAGACCUUCAUCAAGAAGAUCAACACUCGUGCCGAAGCCGCAGACCGAAAAGUCACUUUCGCCGAGCGCGCCGGCGCCGGUCUCACUGCCGGCGGACUGGCAGCCAUGAUUGGAAACCCAGCGGACUUGGCUCUUGUGCGCAUGCAGUCUGAUGGUCUCAAGGCCCCCGAAGCCCGCGCCAACUACCGUUCCGUGUUCGACGCCCUUGCUCGCAUCACUCGUGCCGAGGGAGUCGCUGCUCUGUGGGCUGGUGCCUCGCCGACCGUUGUCCGCGCCAUGGCCCUCAACAUGGGACAAUUGACUUUCUUCUCCGAGGCCAAGUCUCAGCUUAAGCAGCACACCUCUCUGUCUACUCAGUACCAGACCUUUGCCGCCUCCGGUAUCGCCGGUUUCUUCGCUAGUUUCUUGUCCCUGCCUUUCGAUUUCAUCAAGACUCGUCUCCAGAAGCAGCAGAAGGACCCCAAGACCGGUGCCCUGCCUUACAAGGGCAUGGUGGACUGUGCGCGCAAGGUCGCCAAGGAAGAGGGUUGGUUGCGGUUCUACCGCGGCUUCGGAACUUACUACGUUCGGAUCGCUCCUCAUGCAAUGGUCACUCUCAUCGUGGCUGAUUAUCUUAAAAUCCUCACCAAGUAA
Molecule: messenger RNA, 990 nt
Organism: Penicillium paradoxum
Lineage: Eukaryota; Fungi; Ascomycota; Eurotiomycetes; Eurotiales; Aspergillaceae
Product: putative mitochondrial dicarboxylate carrier protein
Exons: 2
Coding region: 1-990 (329 amino acids)
Biological process (GO): transmembrane transport
Molecular function (GO): oxoglutarate:malate antiporter activity
Source: RefSeq, a predicted model, not a curated record